AUGGAAAACCCAGCAGUAACACGUUUCAGGCAAUACUUACGUAUCAAAACUGUUCAGCCCAAACCAGAUUACGAGUCCUGUACCCGAUUCUUAUUAGAACAAGCAAAAGAAAUAGGGUUGAAAUCUAGUGUUUUUGAGUACGUAAAAGGAAAACCGAUAGUGCUGUUGACAUGGGAGGGUCGUGAUCCAAGUCUACCUUCGAUACUUUUAAAUUCUCAUACAGAUGUUGUUCCCGUUUUUGAGGAGAAAUGGAGUUGUAACCCAUUCGAAGCUUGUAAGCUUGAUAAUGGAGAUAUUGUUGCCAGAGGUGCUCAAGAUAUGAAAUGUGUUGGCGCAAGCUAUCUUGAAGCUAUCAGAUGUCUCAAGGAUCAAGACCAACAACCAUGUCGAACAAUUCACCUUUCAUAUGUUCCUGAUGAAGAAAUUGGAGGAAAAGAUGGAAUGGAACAUUUCAUUGAAACAAAUGAUUUUAAAAAAUUAAAUGUUGGAUUUGCUUUAGACGAAGGAAUUGCAAAUCCAAAUGAUGCAUUGAGAGUUUUUUAUGGAGAACGAGGCGUUUGGUGGAUUAAUGUUAUAACAAAAGGGAACACAGGACAUGGAUCACAAUUCGUAAAGGAUACCGCUAUUUCAAAACUGAAUCGCAUUAUCAACAGGUUUAUGGAAUUUCGCGAGUCUCAGGAACAACAAUUGGCAAUUGGUAUGAAUACAGAUGGAACGAAAUAUCAUGUUGGAGACGUGACUACCAUAAAUCUUACAAUGUUAAAAGCUGGUGUUCAACAUAAUGUUAUUCCAGAAGAAGCUACAGUCGGUUUUGAUAUUAGGAUCCCUCCAACAGUUGAUUUCACGGCAUUUAAAAACAUGAUAGAAGGAUUUGUACAUUCUGAGCCCGAAAUAGAAUUUGUGCAAUAUAAUGGAGCUGCAUACUAUACACCAUUGAGUGAAAAUAAUAUUUGGUGGGUUGUGUUUCGUGAUUUUUGUAAAGGACGCAAUAUUCCUAUUGAACCAGAAAUUUUCCCGGCUGGUACCGACUCGCGUUUUCUACGUGGCAUCGGAAUUCCGGCAUUAGGUGUUUCCUAUAUCAGAAAUACACCAAUUUUGCUACACGAUCAUGAUGAACGUAUAAAUGAGAACUUGUUUCUUGAAGGAAUUGAAUUCUAUAAAGAUUUAAUCUAUCAAUUGGCAAAUAUCCAGAAAUCUUAA
Cetraspora pellucida is the source of this 1200-nucleotide messenger RNA. The record is from the annotation of a GenBank genome assembly. NCBI's taxonomy places the organism in Eukaryota, Fungi, Glomeromycota, Glomeromycetes, Diversisporales, Gigasporaceae.